Molecule: messenger RNA, 495 nt
Organism: Parnassius mnemosyne (clouded apollo)
Lineage: Eukaryota; Metazoa; Arthropoda; Insecta; Lepidoptera; Papilionidae
Source: the annotation of a GenBank genome assembly
AUGCAAUCAAAAAUUAAAACUGGGGCUGGCCUAAAUAAUGGCAAUAGUAAUAAAAUGUCUCCGAGAAAGUUGGGGAAUGAAUUUAAAAAUAAGUUUAAGAAUAUCAUUACAAAAACGAAAAGAUGUAUGCAAAAAUUAAAACCAAAAUGCAAGAAAGCAGCAAUUGAGAUAGCUAUAGCUGCUGCUAUAGAACUAGUUGAUAAUUCUGUUAUAAAACUUCCUCGCAUUAUUCCUAUACCAAAAACUGGUGGGUCGUACUACAACUGUCCCGCAGACCCAUUGCUUGAUUUAAGUAGCUUUAAGGAGAAGGCUCCGCUAUUUGUGAUAGAUUGUUCAAGACAAAACGACAGUCUAAAAACGGGACCCGUAGAUGUUCGUUUGGAGAUUGAAUGUACAACGGCAAUACCAGAGAAGACAACUGGAUAUUGUUUAAUCAUUAACGAUCAACUUGUGGAAUAUAAGCCUUUAAGCAACAUAGUGCGCAAGUUGACAUGA